Exophiala dermatitidis NIH/UT8656 is the source of this 3592-nucleotide messenger RNA. Its product is annotated as transcriptional regulatory protein CAT8. Gene Ontology annotation, biological process: regulation of DNA-templated transcription; DNA-templated transcription. The coding region runs from base 494 to 3079 and encodes 861 amino acids. Gene Ontology annotation, molecular function: zinc ion binding; DNA binding; DNA-binding transcription factor activity, RNA polymerase II-specific. The transcript is spliced from 3 exons. The record is from RefSeq and is a predicted model, not a curated record. NCBI's taxonomy places the organism in Eukaryota, Fungi, Ascomycota, Eurotiomycetes, Chaetothyriales, Herpotrichiellaceae.
GCCGCCGACGUGCAUCCCCAGGCUUUACAACCCGCAAUCACCCAUCUUCCUCCACCACCCACAAAAUCCCUUCCCCAGAGAACACGGUCUCAUCCCUUUGCACAUCACACCCAUCCUGCAUAUCUAGUGCCUGACUCCGAGCCAAACAAGCUCGCUUUGUGGUCACAACUAUCGUCGAACGUUCGGGACGCCGCCCGCUAAACCCUCCGUCUCGCCCUAACCAUUUGAACAAUCCGGCCGUCGCCUCGACACGCAAUUGUUGUCAUAAUCCGCCUCUCACCCCGCCGACUCGAGGUCCUGUGCUUCAUCUCCUGCCAUUCCAACUGCCCAGCGCAACUUUGGACAGAUCCCCAGGUCCAGCAACUCCCACCUGUGAUCAUAUCACUUGGCCAUUGUGCAUCUACCGGCACGCAGCGCUCGACCUGCUCGUUGUCCACUGUCUAUGAGUUUGCUAUAAGGAAAUCGUCAAUCCACCCAGUAUACAGCCGCCACCAUGCCUGGUAUACUACCGAUGAAGAUGAUUCGGGUGGGGAGCAGCGCACAGAGUAGGAUUGCGCAAGCCUGUGACCGAUGUCGCAGCAAGAAGAUCAGGUGUGACGGUGUACGACCUUGCUGCACUCAAUGUGCCAAUGUCGGAUUCGAGUGCAAAACAAGCGACAAGUUGAGCCGUCGGGCUUUCCCCAGAGGUUACACAGAAUCUCUGGAAGACCGCGUGCGCGGACUCGAGGCGGAAGUGCGCGAACUGAAAGAUCUCCUGGACGAGAAGGAUGAGAAGAUUGACAUGCUGUCUCGCAUUCACAGCUUCUCUCCACCAUCACGGAAGGGGUCAGAGUCCUUGUCGCCCUCCAAUGCGGCCCAAGUCAAGGCCGAAGUGGCCUCCAUCAGAGAAGAAGUAUUGCAUGUGGAAAUACCUGCCCCUGUCCAACCUCGAGCGACCUCGACUGGCUCCUCCACGACCCUUUCCCUCAUAGAGGCUUUCGAUCAAAAGGUGCAAGAAACUGGGCGACAGUCUCCUGGAUUUUCGACCUCCGAACUCCAAAAUGCCCUUCAACCAACCCGGCAGACCGUGAAUCCAGGUCCCAAAAUCCCUCCUAGAAUCCUUACCGACCAAUACAUCAACAUCUUCUUCCAAGAAUGGCAACCUCUGCUUCCGAUUCUCCACCGACCUACCUUCCUUCGCGUAUACGAGCAGUACCUAGCCAGCCCAGAGGCAGGAAAUUGGCAAAACAACAAACAAGCCCUGGCCCAGCUUUUCCUGAUCUUCGAGAUUUCGGCGCUGUCCGAUAUCACCACCCCUAAGAAGAACACCCCAUCUUAUGAGACUCAAUGGCGCAAGGCUCUUUACUCAACUUCGUCUAAUGCCUCACUUUCUACCUUGCAAUGUCAUGUUCUCGCUCAAAUCUGCUACAUGUUGCGAGCGGACUAUACGCAUCUUGCCCGUCACCGAGGCAUUGCAGUGACCAUGUGUCACGAGUUGGGUCUCCAUCAAGUGCACAAAUAUCACAGUCUGUCGCCAUUGGAGUCCGAGACACGGAAGAAAGUCUUUUGGUGUCAAUAUGUCCUAGACAAGUUUACCUCUGCUACGACCGGCACACCGAUGCUGCUCCGUGACGACGAUAUCACCACCGAGUUCCCUGCUGAUGUAGACGACGAGAAUCUGACCGCUCAGGGGUUCACUCCCACUCUUCCAGGGGAACUCACCAAGAUCUCCAGCGCAUUGGCAUUCUUCCGCCUGACCAAGAUCCUUUCGAAAGCGCUGGAUCAUCUUUACCCGGCAAAAGCAAGCUACCAGCUCUCCUUGAACAAGUUACAUGCGCUCUCGGACGAGCUUGAUCAGUGGUCCGAAGAACUACCUGAACAUCUACGUUUGCGCUUUUGUAACGACAAGCCGGCCACCCAUAUGAUUAGCUGCCGAUCACCGCUAUUAUCUCUGGCGUACUUUUACACAAGAAGCCUGAUCCACCGACCGCUACUCUGCCAUGGUUCGGGUAGUGCGGCCUCUGCCGCCGGUAUCGUUUUGGCCGCCGCAGGCAAGCAUAUUCUGCAGAUUGUGGACCUACUGUUGGAACGCCGCAUGAACUACACCUUUCCUCUGAACAAGGCCGAUCUGCUGUUGAGCUCUGGCGUUUCCAUUCUGUGGCAGACUCUAGAUUUGGACGACGACAGCAAGCUUGUCAAGGACAACCAGAAGUCAUUGACCCUUUCGGUCGGUAUGCUCAUGAAUGAGCACAGCGUGGCAGCUGCCGAAUUCCAGAAGAUGGCCGCCUCUCUUGUCGCGCUCGAAGGCCGACCUGACGCAUCGCCAAAGAGUCAGAGUCUGGAUAACGGUCCACAACGACCAAGUACAGCUAUGCCAGCUCCUGCGGAGACUAAGUCCAAGUCAACUCGAAAGCAGCUACAAGCCAUAGCGUCAAGAUGGUCGAGCUUCAGCACGAAAUCGAAAUCGGUCGAAGCCCCUCGCCCUGCCAUUGGCAUCCAGAACGGACCGCCGUCUUUGAGCCCAGCGCAUCGUGCCGCCAGCACUGUGAGUCUGUCUUCCACCCGAUCUGCGCCAGUGAUGCCUCUGAAUGCGGCGUCGCCGAGUCAGCCCACCACGUGCAGGGCGAUCGACACGACGGCCAUCAACCUGGAUUACCUGCCACUGGGGGAUGAGUUCAUGACGUCUCAGACGAGAACAUCGUCGAGCACAAUGCUUCCGCCGAAGAAACAGCCAACCCCGACCCCGACCAUUGUAGACGCAAGCUGGGAUCAACUUCUGACCAACUUGGACGACAACCCGGCCCUUUAUGGUGAUAUGACUGCCACCGGAUACCCAUUGUAUCAGCCAAAUAGCAAUGAGUGGACACCUGAUGCAUGGCACCUGUCCGGGAUCGACCUUGCCACCAAAGCGCCAGUCCCGCAGAGUCUGCUUAGCUUUUCAGAAGAAUCUCUGACGAGCGGAGAUGACUUCCUGUUCAGCGCUCCAAGCAGUCACAAUGGGUCCACCUCGAUUGGGGAUGGUCUCGACCCCGCUGAAACAUAUCGGGGCAUCACCAUCCCUGUGGACGACGAAUUUGACUUCCAUGAAGUGGAGGCAUAAACAACUACAAUAUGUUCAUUUUGUUACACUUUCAAGACCUUCGUGCUGUUGUUAGACUGACAACAGCUGUUCAUGCCGCGAGAUAGGGAGGCGAUGAUUUCGCCUACAGGGGUUACAGCAGUGAUUGUGUCAAUGUGAAGAUUGAGAAUGCUAUACCCAGGAUGUUGGUUACCUCGGCUAUCGAGCCCAAAAGUGGUGUUUGGUUUCUUUGUUGGAUUUGACUGUCGCAAGACGAUGAUACCAUGAAUGAAUCAGAUGGAGGAGCGUUUGAUCACAGGGUGUAUACUGUCCGGUAGGACGGUAAUGGAGUUUGUACAUCAACAAUCGAACAAGACAAAGCGUGCUUGCGGAGAUAUUGUGUCAUUUGCGAUCAAAAGGCUUUUGAGUUUUGUCUCUUAUUUCAUAUUUGCUAGUUCGAACGAGACAUAAAGUUAUGCUCACUGCAUUUCUACCAGUAGGCGACUAUAGGACUGUACGCAUAUACUAUAGAAAUGAUUGACCUGGAGUUGUGAG